CUUUCCCUGUAAUGCAAACCAAACAUACCCUAACAAAAACAACUAAUUUGUUCAUGUAUGCCACAACAACUAAUUUGUUCAUGUAUGCAACAACAACGAACCCUUUUCGCGUACAUUCUCUAGUUCCCUUCACUCUACACCAGUAGCUAGCUACCUCAUUUCUGCAUAUUUUUGGCUACAAAAACUCUUCCAUUUUUGGCCAAGGAUGAAGAAGUCAUUGGUUUGGCCUCUCAUAACGAGACGAGGAUUCAGUUCCAGCUCUGAGAAAAUGGUUGCCUCCGUGCUGUUUGAGAGAUUGCCCGUGGUCAUUCCCAAAAUUGACCCUGUUGUUUAUGCAUUUCAAGAAUUCUCGUUUCGUUGGCGACAACAAUAUCAACGUAGAUAUCCUGAUGAAUUUCUAGACAGAUCCGAUGCAAGGGGGAAAGGUGAUUAUCAAAUUGACUAUGUGCCAGCACCACGAACCACUGAAGCAGACAAAAACAAUGAUCUAAGGUCACUGCAAAGAGCUCUUGACAAGAGACUCUACCUUCUUCUUUACGGAAAUGCUUAUGGGGCUCCAAGCGGAAAGCCUGUGUGGCAUUUUCCAGAGAAAGUAUAUGAAUCAGAGGAAACCAUGCGUAAGUGUGCAGAAUCUGCAUUGGAAUCAGUCUUAGGAGAUCUUUCCAAUACAUAUUUUGUCGGAAAUGCCCCAAUGGCCCAUAUGGUUGUUCCGCCUAAAGAAGAGCAGUCAGGAUCCGCACCUUUCAAGAAAUUUUUCUUCAAGUCACAAGUAAUCGCAAAAAACAAGUUCGACAUUGGAAAAUGCGAGGAAUAUGUUUGGGUGACGAAGAAUGAAUUAAUGAAGUAUUUUCCUGAGCAAGCUGAGUUUUUUAACAAAAUGAUCAUUAGCUGAUGACAAUGGAGACAGUUGUUUGAUUAAAUUAUUACCAGUUAGUUCAUUGAAAGAAGAUGAAUGUAACAGUUUCUGGGAUCAACAAAUGGUUUUGAAUUAAAAUUGGAUUUUACAACUCAGUUUUAAGACCAUUUUUUAGAAACUUAUUUCUACUGUCAUGGGUAUUUUUUAGUAGUUUGUGCUGUAAUAUUAAGUUGUUGCCAUGGUGAUUAUAAUGUUGAGAAUAUGUUGGCAAAUGGAUAUCUUAUUAGUUCAACUAAUAAUCUUGUUCUGGUGUCUCAAAUACCA
Molecule: messenger RNA, 1180 nt
Organism: Lathyrus oleraceus (garden pea)
Lineage: Eukaryota; Viridiplantae; Streptophyta; Magnoliopsida; Fabales; Fabaceae
Exons: 7
Coding region: 206-892 (228 amino acids)
Cellular component (GO): mitochondrial large ribosomal subunit
Molecular function (GO): structural constituent of ribosome
Source: RefSeq, a predicted model, not a curated record